Molecule: messenger RNA, 1429 nt
Organism: Manihot esculenta (cassava)
Lineage: Eukaryota; Viridiplantae; Streptophyta; Magnoliopsida; Malpighiales; Euphorbiaceae
Product: U11/U12 small nuclear ribonucleoprotein 31 kDa protein
Exons: 2
Coding region: 155-889 (244 amino acids)
Biological process (GO): mRNA splicing, via spliceosome
Cellular component (GO): U12-type spliceosomal complex
Molecular function (GO): RNA binding; zinc ion binding
Source: RefSeq, a predicted model, not a curated record
UUUUAAAAAAUAUAGGACUGUAUAGUAAUUCUACUUGAUUCAAAUAGAGUGAUUUUCCUGGUUAAUUUGCCAUCCCUAGUUGGAAGUGUCUUUGUUUCUGCAACUCUGCAAACAGUAACCGAGCACUAGAAGAAGAAGAAGAAGAAGAAGAAGAAUGGGUCGUAAGCAUAACAGUGACAGCGACGAAGACGAAACUUUCUACUACCGCUACUCCUCAGCCUCGUCUUUAGCCCUACCACCUCCAUCUUCCUCUUCAAAUACAUCCAAAUCAAACCCUAAAUCCAACGGCUCAGGUGGUCUAGCGCCAUCAAAAUCCACACUUUACGUCUCGAACCUUGAUUAUUCUCUGACCAACUCUGAUCUCCAUACUCUCUUCUCCACCUUCGGAAAGAUCGCCCGCGUCACCGUCCUCAAAGACCGGGCCUCCCGCCAGUCUCGUGGCGUCGCUUUUAUUCAAUUCGUCUCUCGAAACGAUGCCCUCUCUGCUGCCCGCCAAAUGGACAAGAAAAUCCUCAACGGCCGUACCCUCUCCGCCUCCAUCGCCACUGAUAAUGGCCGCGCCACUGAGUUUAUUAAGAAAAGAAUUUAUAAGGAUAAAAGUCGGUGUUAUGAGUGUGGGGAGAGUGGGCAUUUGUCUUAUGAGUGUCCGAAGAAUCAGCUGGGGCCGAGGGAAAGGCCGGUGGCUAAGCGAGUUCGGAGAGGUGGGGAUCCAGGGAGGAGGGAGGAAGAGUUGGGGGAUGAGGAGGUGUUUGAGGAGGAGAAUUGGGCGUCGGUGGUGGAUGGAGGGGCGGAUGAGAGAUUGUUGAGUGGAGGAGAGAACAAAGAGGUGGAGAGGAAGAAAGUGAAGAAAUCAAGCUAUUUUAGUGAUGAAAGUGAUGAGGAGGAGUGAUCUGGAGAUGUAAAUCACCCAAGUGUGGUGGUAGGCAUCAUCUCGUCUUCUGGAGUGUAUGCUUUCUCCUGCAAAAUUUGAAGCAAUUUGUCCCUUUUUUCAGAUUAGUUGGAUGUGCAUUUGAGCUUCUACACCUUGUACCCUUGCAAACCAAAGCUUCGGUUGGUUAUUUACCUUGAGCAGAUCCCAAUGGCGGUUCUUUUGGCCCUUUUCCUCAUGGUACUACUUCGCUAUUGAUCACCCUAGGAGUAUUUAGCCUUGCAAGGUGGUUCUGGCUGAUUCACACAGAAUUUCAUGUGCCCAUGCUACUCGAGUCAAAGCGUAAGCUAGUGAUACUUUCGGCCAUCACAAUAAGCUACUAACAUAUCCAAUUUGAUCAACCGUGUGGCUAUAGUGGAUUUCUUUAUAAAGCAAGGCCGUUCAAACAUUGCAUAUUGUCAAUGAUACAAAGCUUAUGCAUAGCUAUAAAUCUACAGUGUACAUUAAACUAUAUUGUAAUUCAUUGAUAGAAAAAAUUCUAAUAAAUUAUUUCUCUCUCUC